Pseudovirgaria hyperparasitica is the source of this 3321-nucleotide messenger RNA. Its product is annotated as WD40 repeat-like protein. The transcript has 3 exons. The coding region runs from base 1 to 3321 and encodes 1106 amino acids. Gene Ontology annotation, molecular function: protein binding. The record is from RefSeq and is a predicted model, not a curated record. Gene Ontology annotation, cellular component: Cul4-RING E3 ubiquitin ligase complex; cytoplasm. Gene Ontology annotation, biological process: negative regulation of fatty acid biosynthetic process. NCBI's taxonomy places the organism in Eukaryota, Fungi, Ascomycota, Dothideomycetes, Acrospermales, Acrospermaceae.
AUGACAUCCGUCGUCUUCGAUCGGCUUUUAAAUCGAGAACUUGGCUAUUCCACUGGCAGCAAGAACCGAUACUCUCACGUUCGAGGUCUCUAUGGCGAUCAGAAAUGGGUUCAUGACCUGGACAUUGUCAAUGAGCUCGACGGACAUCAAGGAUGCGUCAAUGCUUUGAGUUGGUCACGCUCUGGUAGACUCCUUGCCUCUGGCUCAGACGAUCAGCAUGUCAACAUACAUACUUAUCUCCCUGACUCCUCCACUUCCCAGUUCCAAUUCACAACAACCAUUGCUACAGGCCAUCAUGCCAACAUAUUUUCUGUCAAGUUCAUGCCUCACUCAAAUGACAGAACAAUCGUGAGCGCUGCUGGGGAUUCCGAAAUACGUGUGUUCGAUAUCGAGUAUUCAGGCCAAACUACCUCUUCGGAUUCUGCGUCAAACUUCCGCUCCCGAGCCGGCGCAAACAACAUUUAUAAUGGAGUAAGAUACCUCAGCGAAGGAGACAGCAAUGCAAAAGUCUUCCGGUCCCACGGCGACCGUGUCAAGAGGAUAGUAACCGAGUCUUCGCCUUUCUUCUUUUUGACCUGCUCCGAGGAUGGCGAGGUCCGACAGUGGGACGUUCGCCAGCCAUCUUCAGCAUAUCCUGCACCCUCCCGAAGAUCCUCCCUGUCCAGCCGAAAUGCCCCUCCGCCUUUGAUCUCGUACAAGAAGUAUGGCUUAGAUCUCAAUACCAUAUCCUGUUCUCCUAGUCAGCCUCAUUACAUUGCACUUGGAGGUGCUCAUCUGCACUGCUUUCUUCAUGAUCGCCGCAUGCUGGGACGGGACAGGGCUGCAGAACGUGGUGACUUGUUGCGGAAUGACUUGACUUCGCAACACGAGGAAGAUGCCCUUUCUGAAGCCACUCGAUGUGUCAAGAAGUUUGCGCCCCAUGGCAAGCGUACCAUGAGAAGGAGUGAUAGUGGCCAUAUUACAGCAUGCAAGAUAAGUGACUCUAACCCCAACGAACUCAUCGUGAGCUGGUCCGGAGACCACAUCUACAACUUUGACAUCAAUCGGACGCCGGACGCCAGUGAAGCCAUCCAGUACACGACUGUCGAGAAAGGAAAUAGCAAUCGCGCAAAGACUUAUAAUGAUCGCAAGCGUAAACGGACUGGACUGUCACAAUCUGCAAUAUCCAAUGAAGGGGCUGCAAGGGCUGAUUCCAGACCGCGUACUGACAGCGCAGAACCCGCAGAGCAAGAAAUGUCACUCAUGGUACAGUACGAGAAUGGUCAAAGCGAAGAGAUACCUAUAGAGUCUCGGAGACCUCAGAUUGCGUCCGGCGAGGCUUCAUUAGGCGAAUCAGAGAAACUAAGCUAUCGAAUCUCAAAGUCUACCAUAGAUUUGCGGAAGCAGAUGUUCACGCUUGGUCAACCGAAAUCCUCAUCGGCUGUCGAUGUGACUGGUCACGCCGCAGAGUUUACUUCUAUCAUAGGCCUGAGCGCCUCCAUAUUACCAGAGAUGGACGAUAUCAUGAAAUCGUGGCGGUAUCCUGUUGAUCCAUCCGAGCUGGAGGUUGUUUUCCAGAAUCGACUCCGAGAUGACCGUGGCUCUGCCCGUCGUUUCGUGCAAGCUGCCGGAAUCACUGCGCGUAUCCUCGGGGGAAGACUCAGAAUGGGAGGCGCUAGCGAUGCAAUGAUUGACCAGUACUUUACUACUAUCACCCCUGUCCCCAACGAACGAACUAUACCUAGACACCAACAAUUCGGAUUCGAUUUCAUGAAAGCUAUAUAUCUCUGGCUGGACAGCGGCAUUGGCGCUCUUGCAGAAGGAUUCUGUGCGAACAAGGGCAGGCGAGGCAGUACCCGAUUUCCCAUACCAGAUGACGAAGCUGCAGAAGAGGCUAUUCACGAGAUUCUAAUCCCGUAUCUCCUAGAUCUUGCGAGCGACAACUCGGUCUUGGAUGUUGAUGCGUCUCGCUUUGAGGUGGACGAGAACAGAAUUACAUUUACAACGGAGAAGGCUGCUGUCAUGGCAUUUGCGCGAGCUAUUCGAAUACCCUUCGCAGAUCUUUCGAGCAGUGCUGAUGGGCCUGCUUCCGUCCAAGAUCGUAGGACUGCGCUCAGAUUCUGGGCUUUCAAGGUCGGAAGGGGGUUAUUGAUGAACGCUGCGCAAGGCAUCAAUUUCGAACUUGUCGAUCGAGCAUUUGGAGGUAUGGGUCGUGGAGAAGCCGGAAUCAUUGCUGCCGAAGCUGCAUUUGCGGAACGUUUCAAGCGCCGCGAGGGCGAAGAGGAGGAGGAGGAUCCACGGGUGCACCAAGCGACCCUAAGAACUAGAGACCGUCCACGAACAGAGGCGGAUUCAACAUCUGACGCAGCGCCAUUAGGAGUCGACCUCUCAGACUCAGUCCAAGAUGACCAAAGCGAAGACGAAGAUGAACAAAACAGCGCCGUGGGACAUUCAGAAGACGACGAAUCAAUGAGCGGUAACGAUGCCGCAUCAUCUAGUGAAGAUGAAGAGGAGGAAGAUGAUGAUGACGAUGAUGAUGUUGAUGAGCAGGACGAGCUUGCCAAUAGAAUAUUUUGGCGCUCCAAUUUCUCGAGACGGGUUCGCAAGGAGAAAGUCGAGGCUUCGGUGCCGUGUGGCACUCAUACGCGCAUAUACAAAGGGCACUGCAACGUCAAAACUGUCAAGGACGUCAAUUUUUAUGGCUUAGAAGACGAAUACGUCGUCAGUGGGAGCGACUCAGGCCACUUGUUCAUAUGGGAUCGGAAGACAAGCAAAUUGCUGAACAUAUUGGAAGGAGACGGAGAAGUCGUAAACGUGGUUCAGGGUCAUCCAUACGAACCGAUGAUUGCGGUGUCAGGUAUCGAUCACACGAUAAAGAUAUUCUCGCCUGACGCGCGCUCGCGCUCCGAUGCUCGCAAUGGCAUAGGUGUCAAAGCAGCCGAUUCUUCGGAUUUUUCAUCGAUUAAUUUCAGUCGACGACGCCGUCGGGAUGGUCGAGCAAGGGCAUCAUCAAGCCAAAGGCAAGACGACGAUGCGGCUGAGGAGGAAGGCGAUAUCGACUCUGACGACGAAUCACGUAUAGCUCACGGAGGCCUUCCCAGCAGGAAAAGAAUCCAAGACGAGUACCAAAUCACGAGUGAGAAUGACAGGGCACGAGAUGGAGGCGGAGGGUCAGAUGCAUUCCUUACUCAGAGCAUGCUCUUACAGAUUGCAAGGCAUUUGAGACAACAGCAGGCAGAAGGAAACACCAAUGUCGACUUACCCAUGAUGCUUGCCGGAGGGGACGGGGAGGACUGUCACGUGAGCCAUCCUCCAUCAAUCAUUCCACUUACUCAAUUCUAA